Diatraea saccharalis (sugarcane borer) is the source of this 2721-nucleotide messenger RNA. The record is from the annotation of a GenBank genome assembly. Lineage: Eukaryota; Metazoa; Arthropoda; Insecta; Lepidoptera; Crambidae.
AUGCCGGGUUUAGAUAUGAAAUUUUUCAUCUGGGCGCGGGGUCGGUGGCGCGAAUUGUCCUUGUCAACAGGGUGUGUAGAUGGUGCUGGUACCAAACCGGUGCGUUUCUUUUAUGUGAAUAAAGACCGACUGGAGGCGGCGCGCGGGCCCCGGGUGCUGCGGGCGCUACGAUCUCUUGCUGACGCAAAACCGACGGAAGUUCACGAUGGCCCGCCUGUACCACAGCGCAAUUGCAACACGAGCUCGAGAGAAGCAUCACAGAAUGUGCACAUUCGGAGCACCCACGCGCCGUGUCUCACCGACGCCGGCGUUCAAGUGUCCGGCGAUGAACUAAACACCAUAGAUAAAGGAAACGGUAAAACUGCCGACCGUUCAGUUAAAUCACCGUUGAAAGCGGCACAAACUGAAACGGCGCAAGUGGCGCCGCAGCCGCGCGCUAAACGAAAGCGAUCGCGGACGCCGACGAAGCAGAACAAGAAACACGCGACGACAGACAGCGACGGCGACCAGUCGAUGUUGUCGCUGCAACUCCGCAGACGGGACCGGCCCUGUAAAGAGUUGACCAUCGCCGAGAACGACGUCGACCUCUACCGGACGUACCUACUGAAGACCGAUCCAGACUUCGACGUCUACCGCUUCGAUACAGACGAUAAUUUCAAAAUGCAACUGUUCUACAGAAUCCACCCGCUGGUGUCGCUGGCACAUUGCGAGCGCUUGGAGCGAAUGUUGCACGAGCGACGGAUCUCGCAAGCCGAUAUAUCUCUGAAAGACUUCGCCACCAAACUGGGCCUCCGGUCUGUGUCCGAUCAGGAGGGCAGGAGAGAUAAGAGAUACAAGAUGAGGAGGAGGACGGUGGCGCAGUCGACGCCUUCUGCGUCUGAUGAGACGGACAAAGAGAACUUCAUCGUUAAUAGAAGAAGUGAACCGCGAGGGAACGCUGAGAGAGAUAGGACUUUGAGAAAACGGUUGAUGGUGGAAGCGGUGCGGAGAAACAUUGACAAGACCGGUGCGUUAGAAAAGGUCAGCGCGACCAAGAACGUGAGAAAGGGAGAACGGAAGAAAGAGGAAACAAUCCUGGUGAGCAGCUCCAGUGACUCAGCGAGUGAGUUCGUGCAAAAGAAGCCUAAAUUCUUCACUAAAAAGCCAGCGCCCAAAAACAACCCGAUGAAGCUCAUGAGUCAGUCUUCCAAGAAGUCUGUAUCAUCAAACAAAUCCCACGGCGGUCGCGAGUACUCGAACCUGGAGGAUCACGCGAUAGUCUCGUUCGUGAGCGGCGGCGACCGCGCCCGUUUGGUGAACGGGAACCGCGUGUGGCGGGAGCUGGAGGAACAGUACCACCGGCUCACCGGGCACAAUACGUAUAGAUACAUUACUUAUAUGUAUUUUAGUCCACAUUUCUGUUCAUUACUCCUGUGCCCACGUGGUUGACAAUAACUUUCAACGGUUUUGUGUAAAGAAAGAAAAAACGCUCGAGUGAGCAAAAAUGACGAAAAUACAUUAUACCAAUGUAUUAUGGUACUGUCGCAUCCGAAAUGUGGUUUUAUAAAAUUUCCCGUCAGAAAAACACACCGAGUUACUUAACUUCGCCAUUUUUCUCAUUUCGAUGCGACCGAGGAAGGAGGCAAACGAGUCAUGUAUCGGUACGUACACGCGGCUGCACACCAGGCUACCACAAUAUGUAAAAUUUGCGCGAACGAUUUCAUACUCUACUCUUAAUAUAUUAAGGCUUAAAAUCAAGUCGAGAAAUGUGUCAGUUUUGUAUAGUCUGACGCGCUGUCGAAUGUACACCGUGCGGUGUGAGGUAUUAAUACCCGCAAAUUGCUAAUGCGCCCGGCCGCCAUUUUGAUGACGUAGUGGCGUUCAAAAGCAGCAUUGCUAACAAAUAAAAACUCGUCGACGAGUAAGUGCACUUAUUGAGUCGAGUUGUAAUAUAAUUUUAAAUUACGUUUAAAAAAAUAUAUUACAGAUACAGAUUUUUUAUUAUUUCCGUAUGCCUCAACAGUUACGUAUAAAUUGAUUCUUUUCCAAAACAUCAUGCAAUAAAUUGACAAACUAAAAGUUAUUACAUAUUUUGGGCAUUAUUCAUAAAUAUUUAAAUAAUGAAUUAGUCUGUUGCCUUUUGUGCUGUCUGUACUUUCUAUGUUGACAUGACGUGACGCAUUAGCCCGUGUAAUGUGUGAUGUGUGUGCGGCAGGUAGGUCGUGGCACUCGCUGCGCAACCGCUACCUGCGCCACAUCCUGCCCUCGCUGGGGCUCCUCGCGCUGUCCGCGCAGCACGCGGCCCGACUGCGCGCCGCCGCCGCACGAGGAGAGCUGAAACACCGCAAGCGGACAAAUUCAGAACAGAAUCCGAUGUACGCGGUCCCGCGCGUGCACAGCGCGUGGGCCGCGCGGCCGCGGUCGCCCGCCCCCACCCCCACCCCCUCCCCUGCGCCCGCCCCCACCCCCUCCCCUGCGCCCGCCCCCUCCCCCUCCCCAGCACCGGUAACGCUCAGAACGAGGAAGAAAGAGGACACGGAGAUCGCGCUCGAGGAGCGUCCCCCGCGUCGUUCGCUGCGCUCGGGCGGGCCGCCUCCCCCCGCCGCCGCCGCCCCCUCCCCCUCCUCCCCCACCCCCUCACGCGCCGCCGCCCCCCUCCCCGUCCCCGUCCCGCUGCUGCCGCAGGCGCGCGUGCGCCCGCGCAUGAGGAAACUGUACAACCCCAACACGGCCACCCUGUAG